AACCCGGAUGUGACGUCACGUAUUUCCAAACUAUUCCCGGGCAACCGAGUAGAUCUUACCGUCAUGUCUCAAGAGUUUCACGUCGUCAAAUGUUUCAGCUGUCUAAGCUUCCAAGUACAACAGGUGAAGAAGGUCAAAAAGUGGACGUGUAAACUCUGCGGAGAGAAGCAAUCUUUGCUGAAGGAGUUUGGUCGGGGAAGUGGUGCUGACUGCAGACGUCAUGUUCAAAAAAUGAACGCUAUGAGAGGUGCCAUGUUGGAGGAAAGUGACACCCAGUCGCUAUGGAAUCAAGAGGACGAGGCAGGAAAUGAAGAGCGCAACGACGACCAAGUAAGAACACAGGUGGGCUUCACCCAGGUGAGCCGCUGGAGCAAGUACCUGGACCCACCCAAGGAAGAUGAUGAUGUUUUGACAAACAUUCAGCGUUUUGACAGGAAGCGAAGGAGAGAAGAUGAGGGCGAUGACAGCCGGACGCUGGAACAGACAUCAUUCAGCCAACGUGACAACACCCCCCACCAACUAGACCAAACCUCUCCCAGUUUGAAGACCACUGCCACCAACCCAGCUUGUGACUUCCAGGAAGCGGGGGUCCAGUUGAUCAGUGAGAGGAGUCUACAUGACGGUAGGGUUGCCAUGAGUGAGGCCCCAGCCCUCACAUGGCCCCGCCCUCUACUUCCUGGUUCCUCUAUGUUUGAGAGUGAAGAAGAUUUUGAUGUCACCUUUGAUCUGUAAUGAAAGACUUAGGUUGGUGUGCUUGAUGCUGAUUGGUCCACUGCUGUAACCAUACUUCCUACUUCCUCCUGUUGGGUGUUCAUGUUCUAUCUUUAGUUAGUGUUGCUGUAACAUUGAGAUUAAAAUCUAUCUUUGCAAUGUAAUUAA
Messenger RNA from Doryrhamphus excisus (bluestripe pipefish), 879 nucleotides. RefSeq names its product MRN complex interacting protein (gene mrnip). Gene Ontology annotation, cellular component: nucleus. Lineage: Eukaryota; Metazoa; Chordata; Actinopteri; Syngnathiformes; Syngnathidae. The record is from RefSeq and is a predicted model, not a curated record. Gene Ontology annotation, molecular function: chromatin binding. Gene Ontology annotation, biological process: mitotic G2 DNA damage checkpoint signaling.